Messenger RNA from Mya arenaria, 2433 nucleotides. RefSeq lists its product as uncharacterized. Bases 139 to 2097 code for a protein of 652 amino acids. The transcript has 5 exons. NCBI's taxonomy places the organism in Eukaryota, Metazoa, Mollusca, Bivalvia, Myida, Myidae. The record is from RefSeq and is a predicted model, not a curated record.
CAGAAGCAACAAUGUUGUUGUUAAUUGGAGCUAUUUUAAAACUCAGCCCUGAUCUGUGUUAUAAUAGGAAUAUUCUUUAUGUAAUAGUGUAGUUUGCUUAUCAAUUAGAUGAAAUUGUUAGUGAGUUAAUGUGCUCAAAUGUUGUCCAACUGUUUCUUGAUGUUUAGUAUUUCAUUAGUGUUUAACUGGACUGUACAUUCUUCUAAUACAGAGGACGGAUCAGGAAAUGGUGAACAUGGUCCCAAGAGCAUGCACGAUAUCAAUCAGGCGACGUCCCAUCUUUCGACUACGACAAAUCUCUUCCCGACCAGUUCCAGUACUUUAUAUCAAACAUCUACGACUGGCUCUUCAAUGGUGGGACAUACAACGUCGCAUAUUCUUCCGGUUGCGACUUCUGCAACUAUCGAAGACGGUAAAACAACACCUCAGUCAUUACGGCUUGCCACCAACCCAGUUACUACUACAUCUGCCGAUAUCGAAGACAGUAAAACAACAUCUCGGUCAGUACGGGUUACAGCCAACCAAGAUACUACUACAGCUGCCGAUAUCGACGACAGUAAAACAACAUCUCGGUCAAUACGGGUUACAGCCAACCAAGAUACUACUACAGCUGCCGAUAUCGACGACAGUAAAACAACAUCUCAGACAUUACGGCUUGCCACCAACCCAGUUACUACUACAUCUGCCGAUAUCGAAGACAGUAAAACAACAUCUCGGUCAAUACGGGUUACAGCCAACCAAGAUACUACUACAGCUGCCGAUAUCGACGACAGUAAAACAUCAUCUCAGUCAUUACGGCUUGCCAUCAACCAAGCUACUACUACAACUGCCGAUAUCGAAGACAUUAAAACAUCAUCUCAGUCAUUACGGCUUGCCAUCAACCAAGAUACUACUACAACUGCCGAUAUCGAAGACAUUAAAACAUCAUCUGAAUCAUUACGGCUUGCCAGCAACCUAGAUACUACUACAACUACCGAUAUCGAAGACAUUAAAACAUCAUCUGAAUCAUUACGGCUUGCCAGCAACCUAGAUACUACUACAACUGCCGAUAUCCAAGACAUUAAAACAACAUCUCAGUCAUUACGGCUUGUCAGCAACCAAGAUACUACUACAGCUGCCGAUAUCGAAGACAUUAAAACAACAUCUCAGUCAUUACGGCUUGCCAGCAACCAAGAUACAUGUACUACUACAACAGCCGAUAUCGAAGUCGUUAUAACAACAAUAAGUACACAAAAACAUCUUCCACCAACGUCAACUUUAACUACACACAUAACAAGCUCAGCCGGGCCAUCAACAACGUCAAAGUGUUUAGACGAACGGGGCUGGAAUCUUCUAGGAACUGACUGGGGUUGCUGUGGAAACUACGAGGGCUGCUGUACAUACGCUUCUUUUAUUUGCUACAUCCAUGAUGCACUUUGCAGGUGCUGUGACGUUGGUAAAAGCUUCUGUGGUCCACGCUGUAAACCAGAUCGUUCUUGCACACACUAUGCCGAUGUUGUAACACAAGGAGACGAAAUAGUACAGACUGUAAGCAACAGCGAUGAAGAUAUGGAUAAAUCAGACCACGGAGAACUAAGUGAGCAUUUUAAUCCAAAAUCAGAACCGCCAAAUAGCGAUACAGUUAACGAAACGGCGAUUAAUGCGAACAAUAGCUACACAAGUAAUGCAGUUAAAUCGACAAAACAUGAUGACAGUGAGGAUUUCAAAAUUGAUCAGGUUGAACAAGCAUUAGAUGAUAAAAAAUACAAAAACCAAAUACCAGGUAAUGAGACAUUUAUCGAAACGGCAAUUACUGCAAGCAAUAGCUACACUAGUAUUGCAAAUAAUUUGACUGACCAUGACAGUGAGCAUUUAAAUAUUGAGCAGCUUGAACAAGCAUUAGAUGAUAUAAAUUACAAAAACCAAAUUCCAUAUGAUGAGACGUAUAUGGACAUAGAAAUGUUUGAAGAGGCGACAAACGUACUUUUUAACCAUAAUAAAACAGAUACGUCUAGUACAUGGAGUAAAGACAAUCAUCUUAGAAACAAUUUGACUACGUCAGAUAAUGUGGAAACAGACGGCAGUGGAGAAUCUGCGGACGAAAUUCUUGGACCAUGAUGUUUACCAUUAUGAUCGUAUCAUAGGAUAAAAAAUGCAAAAGUCUCAGUAUGGGAAACACGGGAAAACAUUGAAGUCGAAAACUAAACACACGCAAUAAAUACCAGUGGUAUUUAUAUUAAAUUUGAUUUCACGUUUAAAAAUACACAUGUAAUAACAGCGGGGGUGGAGGUAUGGAAACAUAGUUUUUGAGUUCAUUGGAACACAUUUUCCAUCGGUAUACGUUGAUCUUCACAAUAAAAUACAAAAUAUGUAUAUAGUCUUUAGGUGCAUUUUUGUUUUGUAUUAACAACAUAUUUGUUUGUAAUUGAUUUUGGCGCCUCUUCUUCGAGACAA